AUGAAUCUAUCUAGGCCAUCAAACACUUUAACACCAGUAGGAAGCCACAGCUCGCAAAUUCCAGAGAAGGAAGAGCCAGAACCGAGAAUUCAGAGACAAGAUGAUGUCGUACAAGUUUAUCCUAGCGGGCCAAGACUUGCAGCGAUCACUAUUGGCCUAUUCCUGGCAAUUUUCUGUUUGGGACUGGACAGGUCAAUCUUGGCAACAGCGAUUCCCAAGAUUACGACCGAAUUCAAUUCACUAUCUGAUGUCUCGUGGUAUGGCUCAGCGUAUCUCUUCACGCAAUGUUCCUUUCAGCUUUUCUUCGGCAAGAUAUACUCCGAAUACAGCAUCAAGUGGAUCUUUCUCAUCGCGCUUGCUAUUUUCGAAGUGGGAUCAGUCAUUUGUGCUGCUGCUCCUAACUCUGCUGCCCUCAUCAUCGGUCGUGCGAUUUCCGGAGUCGGAGCGGCCGGACUGAUGUCUGGAGCAUUGAUUGUAAGAUUUGAUGUAAUUAUCCUCAUGGAAGAUGAAUUGACAGAGGCCCAGAUUGUAGCAAAAGCUGUCCCGCUUCAUAAACGCCCUACGUAUACUGCGACAGUUGGCGCUGCUGCUGGGGUUUCCCAGGUCAUUGCGCCAACAUUAGGCGGUGUUUUUGUCGACAAGGCAACAUGGAGGUGGUGCUUCUGGAUCAAUCUUCCUAUGGGAGGAAUAACCUUCGUCGCUGUCCUCUUGUUUCUCAACUUGAACGGUCCAGAACAGCAAAGCAAACAGACGUCCGGGUUCAAGAGUUUCUUCCGAAAGUUUGAUCUCAUGGGAACCCUGUUCCUGAUACCAUGGGUCAUUUGUCUCUUACUUGCUCUGCAAUGGGGUGGAACCGAGUAUGCCUGGAGCAACUGGCGAAUCAUUCUAUGCUGGUGUGUCUUCGGACUGUGUUUGCCGCUUUGGGCAUUCAUUCAGUAUCGCAAAGGGGAGGAGGCUACAAUCCCUCUCCGCAUCAUUAUCCAGCGAACAAUGUUUUGUGCGAGCUGGAUGAUACUUCUCUUGUUUUCCUUACUGUACAUCAACAUCUACUACAUUCCGAUUUGGCUACAAACCGUCAAGAACCACUCGGCCUUUCAGAGCGGUGUUGACCUCCUCGCAUCAUCGGCUUCCAUGGUUGUCGCCACAAUUGUGGCUGGAGCUCUUACAAGUCGAAUCGGUUAUUAUGUUCCGCAACUCAUCGCGUCAUCUAUCCUUACCUCUGUGGCCGGUGGCUUGAUCUUUUCUUUCACAGUCCACACUAGCACUGGUUUCUGGGUUGCCUCACUCAUCCUAAUGGGAUUGGGUGUGGGAUUGGGCGGUCAGCAAUGCAUCAUAGCCGCACAAACAGUCUUUGAAGGGGGCGAUAUCGCCCUCGCCACGUCUGUCUUGAUGUUCUUGCAGAGCCUUGGAGGAGCCGUGUUCUUGGCAGUUGCUCAGAAUAUUUUCAGCUCCCGACUUGUCUCUGAACUCCACCGUAACGUGCCCAACGUCAAUCCGGCUGUGGUGAUUGAGGCCGGGGCAUCGGAAUUGAUAAGCUCGAUGAGAAAAGUCUAUCCAGAGUCGAUAGAUGGGAUCAUCGACGCCUAUAACAAGUCCCUUCAGACCGUGUUUUUAAUCGCCACCAUCUUGGGGUGCCUGACCGUGUUCGGGGCCGUUUUCAUCGAGUGGAAGAGCGUCAAGAAAGACUUGCCGGAGUCGGAAGAGAAACACCCGGCGGACGGAGAAGUGGAGAAAUAA
Messenger RNA from Colletotrichum truncatum, 1737 nucleotides. Its product is annotated as major facilitator superfamily transporter. Gene Ontology annotation, molecular function: transmembrane transporter activity. Gene Ontology annotation, biological process: transmembrane transport. Lineage: Eukaryota; Fungi; Ascomycota; Sordariomycetes; Glomerellales; Glomerellaceae. The record is from RefSeq and is a predicted model, not a curated record. Gene Ontology annotation, cellular component: plasma membrane.